Molecule: messenger RNA, 2285 nt
Organism: Siniperca chuatsi (mandarin fish)
Lineage: Eukaryota; Metazoa; Chordata; Actinopteri; Centrarchiformes; Sinipercidae
Product: myc-associated zinc finger protein-like
Exons: 7
Coding region: 1040-2023 (327 amino acids)
Cellular component (GO): nucleus
Source: RefSeq, a predicted model, not a curated record
AGCUGUUGCACUUGCGCGCAUCGUUACCUUUAAGAUGCUCGAGGAUAAAGCCUUGUUUUAGCUAAACCCGACACCAUUUUAAGCUAAGAGUUUGGUGCGCCCGGUGAGCGGGGUCUGGACGUGUGUUUUGCCGGUGGAUCGUUUUCUUUAAAGCGAAGCGGGGGGGGGUAUUAACGGCCGAGCUGCUUCUAUAAAUGUCAGAUUUCAUUAUUUGUCGGCCUACCGUGAAGCGGCGGCGGCGGCGGGGGCGCGAGGGACGGCACGAGACGAGACGGGGUCCGCGAGGAGGGUGCAUACACAAAAUACUUUCCCUUUAAAGCAGAGAGGGACAGAGGGGGUGAAGAAGAGAGACAUAAAAAAAGAAAAGGAAGAAAGACAGAGAGGGAGGGAGGGCGAGAGGGAGAGAAUUUGAAAAAAAGAGAAAGAUGUCAUCCUGUCGAUUGAAACACCGAGGCGGAGCCAUGGACCGCGGCCGACCAGGAGCGCUCUAGUUAGGGGACGAGCUGUACGCAACGCCGAGGCUUUGGACCCGACGCUGCGGCCUUCUCGGAGCUAUCGCAAAUAAAUGAACUCAUGAACAGCUGCUGACUAUUAUUAGCAACGUUUCGACUACAUCCUACUCAUCUGCUGUAUAUAUAUAUAUAAAAAAAGAUCUCUAUUUUGCAUGCAAUUCACCAGAUUUUAUUACAGUAGACAUAAGCAAAUUAUAUAAAAAAAAAACGCACCAUUAAGGGAAGCAUGAUACCAACCAUUUUGUCGCAUUUACAAAAUCAUCUUGUCAGUGCCUGUAUAUUGCCAACAGAUUUUCAUAUUAAUUCAUAACUCAUAGCAGCCUAAUCACUAACUUUUAAGCUAAACAUCGUCCGAUGCCAUUAUAUAUUUCCAUUGAUUAACCCGGGCAGGUAGAGAAGAGCUGCGGUACAGGCCUCGGGUUGUGUUUUCAUAGCAGCCGUUGGAGCCUUUCUUCCCGGGCUCCGGUGCCCUCCUCCCUCCCCUCUUCGGUCCCGGGCUGGUUAGCUUGGAGUCCCUGCAGUUCAGGAUGGAUACGUCGUGGAGUAAUUUCCUCUUUCAGACGGCGCCGGCUCCGAGCCAGCCCGAGACGCCUCUUCAGUCCGAGCUGCUGCCCGAGCUGACCGGCUCCGCCCAGAGUCCUCCAGCAGAGCACAUCGGCACGCCGCCGUCCACCGUCGACACCGCCGCCCUGAGCGAGGAGCCGCUGCCUGUCAAACCGCUCACCAAGCCGAGCCGGCCGGCCCACAUCUGCGCCACCUGCAACAAGGAGUUCAAGAACAGCUACAACCUGCGGCGGCACCAGUCGGUGCACACGGGCAUCAAGAUGAAGGACCGCGUCGCCCGGGAGAAGGAGGACGGGGGGAAGGCCGGGCGGGUGGAGAAGCAGUCGAUCCCUCUCUCCCUCCUCCACCUCACCCUGCCCUCCCAGCCUCUCCCUCCCCCUCCUCCCACCGCCGCCCCGGAGACCCUCCCCCAGCCCGGCCAGCACGCCAACCAAGAGAGCCAGCCCGUCUCUGUGUCCAUCGCCCCGGCAACCGUAACCAUGGCUGCGCCGCCUCAACCCAUCCAGGCAGCUGUUGUCGUCGUGGGCUCCAUGGAGCAGAAUCCAAACCCCAACCCCAACCCCAACCAGGUGAGGAAGAACCACGCCUGCGAGGCCUGUGGAAAGGCCUUCAGAGACGUCUACCACCUCAACCGUCACCGUCUGUCCCACUCAGACGAGAAGCCCUACUCCUGCCCCAUCUGCCAGCAGCGCUUCAAGAGGAAAGACAGAAUGAGCUAUCAUGUGCGCUCGCACCAGGGCGGCGUGGAGAAACCCUACAUCUGCCCUCACUGCGCCAAGGCCUUCUCUCGCCCGGACCACCUCAACAGCCACGUCCGACAGGUGCACUCUACAGAGAGACCGUUCAAGUGCACGGUAACGUCUUCAUCUGUCUCUUUACUGGAGUUCAGCCAAUAUGGACGUGCACGUCAGCGUUUGCCACGCGGGAUCGUCUCCGCGCCCACCUGAUCCGCCACGAGGAGAAGGUGCCGUGCCACAUCUGUGGGAAGCUGCUGUCUGCUGCGUACAUCACCGACCACAUGAGGGUCCACAACCAGUCGCAGCACCACGCCUGCCACCUGUGCAACCGCAGCUUCACCACCCUCACCUACCUGCGUGUCCACGCCCAGAAGCACCACGGCCAGGAGUGGAAGGAGAGCGGCGGGGCGCGGGGGGGCUUCGGUGGGACGGGGGCCGGCGGCGUGCUGCUCUGCCAGCUGUGCGGGGUGCA